Pristis pectinata (smalltooth sawfish) is the source of this 4789-nucleotide messenger RNA. RefSeq names its product erythroblast NAD(P)(+)--arginine ADP-ribosyltransferase-like. The transcript has 3 exons. The coding region runs from base 514 to 1323 and encodes 269 amino acids. Gene Ontology annotation, molecular function: NAD+ poly-ADP-ribosyltransferase activity; NAD+-protein-arginine ADP-ribosyltransferase activity. The record is from RefSeq and is a predicted model, not a curated record. Lineage: Eukaryota; Metazoa; Chordata; Chondrichthyes; Rhinopristiformes; Pristidae.
AUGACUGGAGAGAGGGUGGACGGUGAAGCAAGAGAGCUAACUGAAGGGGCAUGGCUGCUCUCAAAGGUCAGGUUUGUUCUCAGAGCAGCAAGAGAGCGGAACCGCCAUGAAGCAGCUUCUAAACAGCACGUCCACAGUUUGUGAUAUGGGAAGGAUGUGGUGAGUGCUGAUGUGACGUUUUCAGAAAACACAACCUGAACAGGAAGCGCCUGCGAGAAACACUGGGGAGGGCCUAAACACUGUGCAGAAGCGAACGGUCUUUGCAGCUGGGCAGAGUGUGAGUCUGAGCGGGGCAGAUCUGGAUCUUCUGCAGAACUCGCUGGAGGGUUGGUGCACAGGUCGACUUGUGCCGCCGUCUCUGCUUGUCGGUGCACUGCCGUCCCCGCGGUGGAACCAGAGAGAAGUUUGCCCCGGAAACAGUUUAAGGUUAAAGGUACUGAAGAGAAGAGAAGUUUAUAUCGCAGUCCCUUCAGUUGGAAGAGGGGUGGGAUCGACGUUCUUCCUUCGCCGAGAAUGGAGACGAAGCGACUCUGCUGCUGGCUUCUGGCCCUUGUUGUUGCACUCUACCUGGUUUCUCGGAUGCUUGAGCGCGUUGGCAGCGGAGAGGAUCCGGAUGAUUACGUUCGGCUGGACAUGGGGGGCGACUGUGCCGGUUACCUCUUCCAGCAGACCAAUGAAUCCGAUGAGGUGGCCAUCGGCUGCCUCCAAAAGGAGCUCGGUCGGAGUCGUCGCCUGCGGCGAGCGUGGGGUAACGCAAACUGCCGCACUAAAGUUGCCGAAGUCAGCGGACUCAGAAGAGAACACCUGCUGGCCGUGAAUGCUUACACCCAAAUGGACUUCCACGGGGUAUUCAAUCAGGCGCUCAGAAAGCACGGAGCCAACGAUUCGACUUACGCGAAGGACUUUCCCUUCAAGUGUUUCCAUUAUCUCCUCUCCGUUGCUCUUGAAAGGCUGAGAGAGAAUUCCCAUUACUCGUGCAUGGAAUCCUUCCGAGGGAUGGAGAGACGGGCACUGGGGGUGAAUAGAUCGGAAAUGAGAUUCGGGUUCUUUGCUUCUUCCUCCUUGCGCUACCGCAUCGCCGAGCAUUUUGGCGGCGCUACCAUUUUCACCAUCCGGUCGCAGUACGGCGUCUUGAUCCAACGCUUCUCGGAGUUCCCGGUGGAGGAAGAGGUGCUGAUCCCGCCUGACGAAGUUUUCCGGAUCGGGUAUCCCGAAGGAAGUGAGGUGGACGUCAUCCUCACCAGCCGCGGCCGCCAAGCGACUCUGGUGAAACUCGAAGAAGGUGAAGAUGGAAGGAUUAGAGUGGCCCGUGUUAACUCUUGACCUUGCGCGACAGAUGCUCCCUGACCUGAACCUCCAGCUCUCCCGUCAGUGUCUAUUCUCCCUUCUUGUUUCAAGCUUCCCGGAUUUCUUCCUCAUCCCUUUUUCCACCUUCAAAGAUCCUUGGACUUCAACACCGAGGUAUUUCUGUUCUAUAAUACUCCCUGGGGCUGAAUCAUCAAUUGACCGUACCCUGGAUAUCAGCCCUUCCCACAAUCUCUCAUGUCAGAUGACACGAAGUGAGGAGGUGAGAAAGUGAAGAAGGUUGCCGUCGAUCAAAGGGGGACCUUGAUCAGGUCGGGGAGUGGGCCGAGGAGUGGUAAAUGGAUUUGAAUACUGAUAAGUGUGAGCUGAUGCAUUUUGGAAAAUCAAACCAGCGUAGGACUUGUGCUGAGAAUGGUCGGGCACUGGGGCGUGCAAUGGAACAGAGAGACCGAGAGUGCAAGUGCACAGUUCGUUGAAAGCGGCUUCACGGGUAGACAGGGUGGUGAAAAAAAGGCGUUCGGCACGCUGGCCUUCAUCAGUCAGGUCACUGAGUACAGGACUUGGGAGGUUAUGUUGCAGUUGUAUAAGCCGUUGGUGAGGCCGUACUUGGAGCACCGGGUACGGUUUUGGUCGCCCUAUUAUGAGAAAGACUGGAAAGUGUGCAAAAAAGUUUUGCGAGGAUGUUGCCAGGUCAAGAGGGUCUGAGCUACAGGGAGAGGUUGGCCGGGAUAGGUCUUUAUUCCUUGGAACGUAGGAGAAUGCGGGAGAGAGAGAGAGAGCGAGAGAGAGAGAGAGAGAGAGAGAGAGAGAGAGAGAGAAUCUCAGAUAAACACAAGGAAAGAGAGAGGCAAUCACAGAUACACACAGGGACACAGAGAGAGAAUCACAGAUACUCACAGGGACAGAGAGAGAGAGAGAGUACCACAGAUAGACACAGGGGCAGAGACAGAGAAUCACAGACGCACACAGGGACAGAGAGAGAGAGAGAAUCAGACACACACAGGGACAGAGAGAGAGAAUCACAUAUACACAGACAGACGGAGAGAGAGAAUUACAGAUAGACACAGGGACGCAGAGAGAGAAUCACAGAGACGGACAGGGACAGAGAGAGAGGGAGAGAGAGAGAGAGAGAGAGAAAUCACAGAUACACAUAGGUUCAGAGAGAGAAAAUCACACACACACAAGGACAGAGACUGAUAUUACCGCUGUGUACGUCAAUGGUGAGGCCCCAGAUGACCUCAUACGUAGAUCUUUUGUCACUCUGUUACAGUAAAGACCUGAGUAAACUAGAAGGACUGCAGAGAAGUUUUGCGAAGAUGUUGCCAGGUCUCGGGUGCCUGAGUUACAGUGAGAGGUUGGCCAGGCUAGGUCUUUAUUCCUUGGAGCGUAGGAGAAUUCGGGGCGUCAUUACAGAAAUUAUGAGAGGAGUAGAUAAUGUAGAUGGAAGACAGUCUUUUCCCCAGGUCAGGGGAGUCCAAAACCAGGGGGGCAUAGAUUUAGGGUGAGAAGGGGAAAGGACCUGAGGGGCAAUUUUUUCAGGCAGAGGGUGUUGAGUGUGUGGAACGAGCUGCCAGAGGAAGUGGCUGGCAGGUACAAUAGUAUCAUUUAAGAAGGACACGGAUAGAUACAUGGAGGGGAGGGUCUUCGGAGGAAUAGGGGCCAAACGCAGGGUAUUGACACUUGCUGGAUGAUCACCGCGGUCAGCACGGACAGGAUGGGCCGAAGAGCCUGUGUCCGUGCGGUAUCGCUCUGUGACUCUGUGAUCUUUUACACUGCUUCCAGAGCUACCCUGCACCUGCCCAUAUCUCCAACUGAUCAAUAUCCAACUGCGACUGAAGUCGACCCUGCAACACAAAAUGCAGGGAUCACUCAGCAGGUCGGGCCGCGUCUGUGGGAAGAGAAAGGGAGCUGACGUUUCAGGUCGGUGUCCUCUUUCUUCUGUUGAAGGGGAAAGAGACACUGUGUAGGGUGAACAAGGCGGGAGAGAAGCCGUAUUUCCAGUCGGAGAACAGACGAGAACUUCCUCCGGCUCGGCUUUCGGUGCAGUGAAUUCAACCAGUGAGCAAAAGUGCAGUGGGAGGGCGGGGGGGGGGGAGGGGUAAUUUGACUGAGUUUGUUGAAGAGAUAGGCCAUGAAGAUUGACGGGGGUAGGGGUUGCUGUGCGGCGAACGUUGUUCCAUGACUUCAACAAGGCCUUUGACAAGAUCCCACACAGUAAGCCAGACCAGAAGGUUAGAUCACAGGGCGAGCAAGCCAAUCAGAUGCAAUCAGAAGAGACAGAGCGCGGCGGGACACGGUUGUUUCUCGGACUGGAGGCCUGUGACUAACAGUGUGCCGCAGGGAUCGCUGCUGGGCCCGCUGCCGUCCGUCGUUUUACACUGACGAUUCGGAUGUUAAUGUAAGUGACACUGUUGGUAAGUUUGAGGAUGGCAUUGAAAUUGGUAUUGAUGUUGGUAUUGGUUUAUUAUUGUCACUUGUACCGAGGUACAGUGAAAAACUUGUCUUGCAUAAAGAUCGUACAGGUCAAUUCUUUACGCAGUGCAGUUACGGUUGAGUUAGUACAGAAUUUUUUGAGGUAGCACAGGUAAAAACAAUAACAGUACAGAGUAAAGUGUCACAGCUGCAGAGAAAGUGCAGUGCAAUAAGGUGCAAUGUCACAGCAAGGUAGAUAGUGGGGUACAGAGUGCAUUGAGGUAGUACAGGUAAAAACAAUAACAGAAUGCAGAAAAAAGUGUCACAGUUACGGAGAAAGUGCAGUGCAGGUAGACAAUAACGUGCAAGGCCGAAACAAGGUAGAUUGUGGGGUACAGAGUACGUUGAGGUAGUCCAGGUAAAAAACAAUAACAGUACAGAGGUCGGAAGAUUUCCAGCCCUGUAAGAAGAUUUAAAAAGAGCAUUACUAGAAAUAGUAAGUGACAUAGAAUUUAAGUUUAUAAGUGAAGAACGAUUAGUGUGAGGGUAAUGAGUAGAUCUGUACAGAACAGCUUGCAACGAGUCGCCGCGCUGCUGCGCCAUCUUGCAUGCCCCGAAAGUUUGGCGACCGGAAGAGCAAACGGUUCAGCAAGCUCGGCCGAACCAGCCAGUUGCAAUUCGGCAGGAUGUCACUGUUCCUGCGUAGAAGAAUAAAUGAUGUAUUUUUUAACAAUACUGGGGUUGAUGGGAGACUUGACACUGCAGAAGGGAACUAUGCUUGCAGCCGACAGUAAAUCUGGGCUUCGAGCCAGUGGGUCUGCAGAAGACUGCUGAAACCAGACUUUGAAAUAAAACAGGAUGAUAUAUCAGCCUUGAGCGCACUGAUAAGAGGAACUGGUUGGUGUUGUUUUCUCUUAUUUUGAUCUAUGUGACACCUUAAUUAACUUUUUAAGUGUGCAACAACCGUAGCGGAAUUAGGCAUGUGAUAUAGCUGUUGUUUCAACAUGCAGAAUAAGCUUGUAACCUUCUGUAUGUCAGAGUCUGGGUAACGAUGGCCACUUUCCGUGGUACC